AAGACAACACAGAUCAACAAGAGCGUUCAUCAGCUAUGGAGAUUGUGGACACCAGAAAACUACAGCUACAACCACAACAACAAAAACUGCUGCAACAGCCGCAGCAACAUUUUCAUGUGUUGGCAGUGGACGACAGUGUCAUAGAUAUGAAGCUUUUGGAGAGGCUCCUCAGAGGUUCCUCAUGCAAAGUUACUUGUGUUGACUCUGGAGAUAAGGCUUUGAAAUAUCUUGGUCUAAUUGAUGGCCUCGAUGAUACUUCCUCAACAUCUUUAGAAUCAUUACCAGCCUCUCCUCCAGCUCAACCAUUACAGCAAGAGGGAAUCAAAGUGAAUUUGAUCAUGACAGACUAUUGCAUGCCAGGGAUGAGUGGCUAUGAUUUACUUAAACGAGUCAAGCUGCAGGGAUCUUCUUGGAAAGAUGUUCCAGUCGUGAUUAUGUCAUCAGAAAAUGAACCUUCCAGAAUCAGCAUGUGCUUGGAAGGAGGGGCUGAGGAGUUUCUGUUGAAGCCUCUUCAGUUAUCGGAUUUGGACAAGCUUCAGCCGUAUUUUCUGAAAUCACUUGAUGAUUCUUGUCAACAAGAAUCUGCGAACAGUUCCAUAGAUUCGAACAAUGACAAUCUCAUCCACACCAACAAUAACAGUAAUAAUAACAAUAACAGUAUUAGCAAAAGAAAGGCCAUGUCUCCUGAGCCUCAAGAAAGAUCAAGACCCAAAAUCAAAGGGUUGGCGGUGGUGUAAAAAAAAAUGACACUAUAGAGUGCUUGAUGCAUAUUAUAUAGUUUAUUAUUAUGAUCUUAAUUAUGGGUAUCUCCGAUCAACUUUUGGAGCUUAAUGAAAUUAUCUCAGUGCGUACUAAUGUUCUUCACAAUUACUACCACUCAAAUUAAUCCAU
Abrus precatorius (Indian licorice) is the source of this 891-nucleotide messenger RNA. RefSeq names its product two-component response regulator ORR9-like. Lineage: Eukaryota; Viridiplantae; Streptophyta; Magnoliopsida; Fabales; Fabaceae. The transcript is spliced from 5 exons. The record is from RefSeq and is a predicted model, not a curated record. Bases 36 to 737 code for a protein of 233 amino acids. Gene Ontology annotation, biological process: phosphorelay signal transduction system; cytokinin-activated signaling pathway.